UUUUUUAGACCACAAAAAGAAAAUCCAAAACCUACACUAUUUGAAUAAUUAUUCAAAAAUUUAUGAAAAUAUUUAUUUCAAACCUAUCUAUACAGUAUAAACUUUUUAUGUCCAUGUUUAAUUACAUUUUAAUUCUUUCUUCCUUUCUUUCUUUCUUUCUUUCUAUUUUAUUCUUUUUUCUGUUUUUUAUUUCUAUUUCUUUUAAUUUCUCUAUUAAUUUUUCUAUUAAUUUUUCUAUUAAUUUCUCUAUUACUUUCAUCACUUCCAUUACACUUUAGUUUUCUAUUUUACUUUUUAUCUCUGCUAUUUUACUUUU
Ascoidea rubescens DSM 1968 is the source of this 316-nucleotide messenger RNA. RefSeq lists its product as uncharacterized. The record is from RefSeq and is a predicted model, not a curated record. The transcript has a single exon. NCBI's taxonomy places the organism in Eukaryota, Fungi, Ascomycota, Saccharomycetes, Ascoideales, Ascoideaceae. Bases 63 to 278 code for a protein of 71 amino acids.